GCAUGAACUGGGCAUUUCUUCAGGGCGUCCUGAGUGGCGUGAACAAGUACUCUACGGCACUGGGUCGCAUCUGGCUGUCGGUGGUCUUCAUCUUCCGGGUACUGGUGUAUGUGGUGGCGGCCGAGGAGGUGUGGGAUGAUGAGCAAAAAGACUUCAUCUGCAACACCAAGCAGCCCGGCUGCCCCAACGUCUGCUAUGACGAGUUCUUCCCUGUGUCCCACGUGCGCCUCUGGGCCCUGCAGCUCAUCCUGGUCACGUGCCCUUCGCUUCUUGUGGUCAUGCACGUGGCCUACCGGGAGGAGCGAGAACGGAAGCACCGCCGGAAACACGGGCCCAAUGCCCCUUCCCUCUACAGCAACCUGAGCAAGAAGCGGGGUGGCCUGUGGUGGACCUACCUCCUGAGUCUUGUCUUCAAGGCUGCUGUGGACUCGGGCUUCCUCUACAUCUUCCACCGCAUCUACAAAGGCUAUGAUAUGCCGCGAGUGGUAGCCUGCUCGGUGGAUCCCUGCCCCCACACCGUGGACUGUUACAUCUCCCGGCCCACAGAGAAGAAGGUCUUCACCUACUUUAUGGUGAUCACGGCAGCCAUCUGCAUCCUACUCAACCUCAGUGAGGUUGCCUACCUAGUGGGCAAGAGGUUCAUGGAGGUCUUCCAUCCCCGGCGCCGGAAGGCCUCUCGGGCACAUCAUCUACCAGAUACCUACCCACCCUAUGUGAUCUCCCAAGGAGGUCACCCCCAAGAUGGGAACUCUAUCCUAAGGAAGGCUGGGCCAGCCACAGUUGAUGCAGGUGUGUAUCCAUAACCUGCAAGUAGGGUCACCUGACUGUUCCCUGAGGCCACCUAGGAGAGCCGGCAAGGGGAUUGUCACCUUCUGCAGCAGGGCAGGAGGGGAAGGUGGCUUUGGGGACUCGGGAAACUCAUCCAGGGCUAGUAGAGGGUGAAAAGCACCCUUGUAUCCCUGGACUCUGAGCCUUCAGGGUCUUGAU
Messenger RNA from Nannospalax galili (Upper Galilee mountains blind mole rat), 987 nucleotides. RefSeq names its product gap junction protein beta 4 (gene Gjb4). The coding region runs from base 3 to 803 and encodes 266 amino acids. NCBI's taxonomy places the organism in Eukaryota, Metazoa, Chordata, Mammalia, Rodentia, Spalacidae. The transcript has a single exon. Gene Ontology annotation, cellular component: connexin complex. Gene Ontology annotation, molecular function: gap junction channel activity. Gene Ontology annotation, biological process: cell communication. The record is from RefSeq and is a predicted model, not a curated record.